Molecule: messenger RNA, 1859 nt
Organism: Grus americana (Whooping crane)
Lineage: Eukaryota; Metazoa; Chordata; Aves; Gruiformes; Gruidae
Gene: SUMO2
Product: small ubiquitin like modifier 2
Exons: 4
Coding region: 460-732 (90 amino acids)
Biological process (GO): protein sumoylation
Cellular component (GO): nucleus
Molecular function (GO): protein tag activity; ubiquitin-like protein ligase binding
Source: RefSeq, a predicted model, not a curated record
UGGAGCUUCGCUUUUCAACGGCAGGAGUUAAAAAAACAACCACCGCGAAAACCCACAGCCAGCGAACGCCGCGCUGCCGCGGUUCUCUUUUUUUUUUUUUUUCUCCUUUCUUUUUUUUUUUUUUCCCCCUGACCCCCCAUUUUUAAACUGAGUUCCAAGGCGCCAGAAAUUAAUAAACGCCGCCAGGCCCGUGUGUCGGGGCCGUGGCCUGGGAGGGCGGCGUGCGGGGAUCUGUCACAUGGCGGGGACCCGCACCCCGGCCGGGGCCAUCCGACACCCUCCACGCUUCUCCUGAAGAAAACAAAGAUGAAAACGCUGCUGGGCACCUCGGGAGCGGGCGCUGCCUCGGAGCUGGGUAGCAAGGAAUCUUCCCAUUGCCUCUCCCGUGAUACUCUGGGUCAGAUACAGGAGCAACGGAGUUGAAAGUUGGUUCUCUGCAAUUUCUGCGUGUGGCUUCUAAUGGAAGAAGGAGUGAAGACUGAAAACAAUGACCACAUUAAUCUGAAGGUGGCAGGGCAAGAUGGGUCUGUGGUGCAGUUUAAGAUUAAGAGGCAUACACCACUUAGUAAACUAAUGAAAGCCUAUUGUGAACGACAGGGGUUGUCAAUGAGGCAAAUCAGAUUCCGGUUCGAUGGGCAGCCAAUUAAUGAAACAGACACACCUGCACAGUUGGAAAUGGAGGAUGAAGAUACAAUUGAUGUGUUCCAGCAGCAAACAGGAGGAGUUUACUAAAAAAAGACAAACACACAAAAAAAGAACCUGCUACUUUCCUCUUCAGAACUGUGCUCCCACAGGCGACACAUUCACAAUUAGAAAAAUGAGACUUGGUUCAGCCACAUCCUGACUACUGCAGUAUAGUUUUCUCUCUUCUCUCUCUGAUUUUUUUUUUUCCUAUUCCUUCUAUUGUACAUAAAGUAACUGGUGUAUGUGCACAGACAUAAUGCAUAUUUUUUUUAACUAAAUGGCCAAUAGUAUGGUUUGAUCAACAUUUAAUGGAGAUGGGGUGGGAAAACAAACUGGUUCUGUGAAAAUGCCCCUUUCUCCGUUAGUGGCAUGCUCCUUCUACUUUUAUCUUUAUAUUCCAGUAAGUUAUUUUGCUCUCACUGUUUAAAAACAAAAACCUUGCAUACCUUGUUUGAUUGGAUAACUUCAAUGUUUUUCUUUUAUCAUUGUAAAACCAAGGACAAUUUUAUAACUUUUUUGUACGUAGCUGUUACAUGUAGAGCAAUCUCUGUCUAAGUAGGGGUAAAUUACUCUUUAAAAAAAAAAAAAAUCCUAGAUAGUUUUCCCUUCAAGUAAAGCGUCUUGUUGUUUAAAUAAACUUCUUGUUUAAAAUAACCAGUUUUCUUUAUUUUUCUGUGGAGUAAUAGUACUCAGCACUUGUAUUUCUUUCUCCGCAGCACUUUAUGCUUCUCAGUUCUCAGCUUUCUAUGCGGUAAGUAAGCAUAAUCCCCCUUUUACAGUCAGAAGACUGUUGGAAAAUGAAAGGCUUCCUUGAGACCUCUCAGUAAUUGAACUGGAAAUAGAAGUCAGUUCUGUCUUACUUUGAUUUUUUUGGGGUGUGCGUGUAUGUUCUGCUAAGCCAAAAAUGUUUGAUUAGGCAGACUGCAAAAUACUGGACUAUUACUUAUGCCUUUGGGUUAAGCUCUUUUUGUUAGUCUUUAAUAGAAGCAUCAAUAUUGUUGUUACAGUAGCUUAUUUAAAACUCUGUAUUUUAAUGCUUUUUGAUGUAAACAUUAAGUUAAAACGAGUGAAUAAUUUCAUUAACCUCAUAAUUUCAUUCAGUUUACCAUGGUAUCAAAUGGGAGAUGCUUGGAAAUGUAAAGCAAAAAUAAAAAAUUGAGUUCUGUUUUUGGGUG